GUUUGACUACAGAUGGCGCUGUCAACAAAGAUGGCGAACAUAACGAUACCGCUUUUUCGAGCUCCUGGAAAAUGUGAAAUAUUUAGCGGUUAAUGGAAUUGCACACUUUCAUUAUCUACAGCAAUCGAUGAUGAGUACAAAUGAUGAACAUACCGAGUGGCAUCUCUGGCUGAAAUUGGACCACUGACCAGGAUGGACAGUGAAGAGGAACAUGACCACUAUCACGACAAUGAUCAAGACCACGAUCAUGAUGGUGAGAGUACAGGGGCUGUUUCAUCCCUUACAGGUUUCCUGUUCGGGAACAUUGAUAAGAAAGGAGACUUGGAGGAGGAUUUCUUGGAUGAGGAAUCAAAGCGCCACCUUGGAUCCCUUAGUGCCCUGGGAGGAAUUGGGACCAUGGUUCGAGAGAUAACUGAGGAACAAGGGGCAGAUGAAGGAGGUGACCAGGACGAAUCCAGCUUAAACUAUGAAAAGAAGGUUGCAGGAGCUGUGGAUUAUUCGGACAUCACAGAGAUGGCAGAUGAUGGGUCGGAGAGAAUACGGGAGGCCAUGAGUAAUCUACACUCGCUCAAGUCAGAAAAUGAGGAGGAUGACUAUGAUGAAGAUGACAAUAAACUGAUGCCGCCACCCUCCUGGCUCCCAAACAAAUCGGGCAAGUCAGAUGGAGAAGGAGGGGAUACAGGUAGCCCAGCUAAGUCAGAGAAGGGAUCCCUGUCUGAUAGUCCGGAUAAGUCCAAGUUUAAGACUCCUUUGGCAGCCAUGUUACCCCCAGAGUUGGCCACAGUGGAGGUCACUACAUUGUUUCCAGAGUUUCAACAUGGAGAGGUCCUGAGAUUUUCCCGUCUGUUCAAGCCUGUUCAUACACCCCAUGUCUGGAGAAGGAAAAAGAAGAAAAAAUCAGAAGAUGAAGACCAAGAUGAAGCAGAAGUAAAGAAAAAAGAGGAGGAGAAGAAAAUGUCCCCAAUACAGAAGAUGAUAGCUCAUACUAAUGAAGAAAGAGAGCAGUCGGAGAGUCACAAGGCCGCUGAAGACUCACAGGCAGUUGAGGACAUGCAAGUAGACGAGGAGAGUGAGGAGGAUGACUUCAAAUUGAACCUGGGAAGACCAGCCCUGGCAGAGGAAUGCCUGUCAGAUGAUGAGGAGAAAAUGCUGAGAGCAGAGGAGGAAAAAUCUCUUAUUGACCAAACCAAAAAUCUGGGGGAGUCUGAACAAAGUCUGAAAAUAGAACCGUGGCGAUAUGGUCCAGCUCAAUACUGGUAUGACUUUAUGGGAGUGGAUGAACUUGGACGCGACUUUGACUAUGGCUUUAAACUCAAGUCGGAGAACACUGAAGCUGAAAUUUGUGCUAAUCCGAACCCGAAGAGGGUGGAAUUUUCGGAUGAGGUUUUCCUCAUGGUGACACAGCUACAGUGGGAGGAUGACAUUAUCUGGAAUGGAGAGGAUGUCAAACAUAAAGUGAUCGCCUCUCUCAAACAGAAGGCUCCUUCAGCUGGCUGGAUCCCCAGCACCUCCCAUCGCACCGCUACCCAGUUUACCACACAGGGUAAACCCAAUGACAUCCUCAGUGGCUUGACCCCCAAGGUGCCGAUCCUAAAUCCUGGAUAUUCGAAGACUAUACCUGGCAUGUCUCCCAUCAUAAAACAAGGAGAUGGUUCUGACUCCAAAGAGAAGAUCUACUCCAUUUUUCCAAUAGAAAACCAGGAACUCAUCUAUGGACGCUGGGAGGACAACAUUAUCUGGGAUGCAGAGAAUAUGACUAAGAUCCCUACGCCACAGGUCUUGUCUCUUGAUCCGAAUGAUGAAAACAUUAUACUGGAACUUCCUGAGGAUAAUGACCCUGAUGCUAAAUCUGUACCAGCCAAAAAGGAAAAGGAGAUUAAGAAGUCAAAGCUGUUACUUAACAAAGCUGGUAUAACCAAGGAGGAGGAGGAAGACGAGGAAAAGAAUGCACCCAACCUACAGGAGAAGGAUCCAUUCAAUAUAUCUAAUGAUGAAUACUACAGUCCAAAAACUAUGGAGAAUGCAGUGAAGGGCAACCUUGGGGGAAGUCUUAUACAGCACUCCACACCUAGUCUGGAGUUACGGCAGCCUUUCUUCCCUACUUAUAUGGGCAUUGGAAAGCUCCGCACCUUCCACAGAAAUACCCUGAAGAGAUACUCCCAUGGUGCCUUAUCCAUGCCUGGCCCACAUUCUGUAUUACCACUCCUCAAGCAGAUCAAGAGGAAGGCCAGGCUAAGAGAACAGGAGAGACAGGCCUAUGGAGGAGGCGAGAUUUUCUUUAUGAGGAAUGCUCAGGACCUGACUGGUAUGGACGGUGAGCUGAUUCUGGCUGAGUACUCCGAGGAGUAUCCACCGUUAGUCAUGCAAACCGGCAUGGCAACCAAAAUAAAGAACUACUAUAAAAGAAAACCAGGGAAGGAUGCCAGUCCACCUCAGUAUAAAUAUGGGGAGUUGGCCUACGCUCAUACGUCUCCCUUCCUCGGAACACUCAGUCCAGGACAGUGUGUCCAGGCUUUUGAAAACAACAUGUUUCGUGCAGCUGUGUUUGAACAUAAAGUACCAGAGACUGAUUUUGUAAUCAUCAGAAAACGAGACAAUUACUACAUCAGGGAAGUGGCCACGAUAUACUGUGUGGGACAGGAAGCCACACUAACAGAGGUGCCUGGCCCCAACUCCAAGCGUGCUAACAACUUCAUCAGGGACUUCCUACAGGUUUUCAUUUAUCGUCUGUUUUGGAAAAGCAAAGAUACACCAAAGAGGAUCAAAAUGGAUGAUAUCAAACACGCAUUUCCUUCUCAUUCUGAGAGCAGCAUAAGAAAGAGACUUAAAUUGUGUGCUGACUUCAAACGUACAGGUAUGGACUCUAACUGGUGGGUAUUGAAGCCAGACUUCCGCCUACCUACAGAGGACGAGAUGAGGGCUAUGGUGUCUCCAGAACAGUGCUGUGCCUACUACAGUAUGUUGGCUGCUGAACAGAGACUCAAGGAUGCUGGGUAUGGAGAGAGAUCGUUAUUCGCCCCAGAGGACGACAACGAGGAGGAAACACAAAUGAAGAUUGAAGAUGAGGUGAAGACUGCUCCAUGGAACACUACUCGUGCGUAUAUUGCUUCUCUCAAGGGUAAGUGUCUGCUGGACCUGACAGGUGUGGCCGACCCAACAGGUUGUGGAGAGGGAUUCUCUUAUGUCAAAGUUCCUAACAAACCACAGCCUAAGGAAGAAGGGCAGCAACAGACUCCACAGAAAAAGACCGUCACAGGAACAGACGCUGAUCUCCGUAAACUCUCCCUCAAGGAUGCUAAGCAGUUGCUGAGGAAAUUUGGACUACCAGACUCUGAGAUUCGCAAAUUGUCUAGAUGGGAGGUGAUAGAUGUUGUCAGAACCAUGUCUACAGAGCAGGCCAAAGCAGGACAGGAUGGUCAAGUGGGUAUGAGUAAGUUUGCAAGAGGGAACCGCUUCUCUGUAGCAGAGCAUCAGGAACGCUACAAAGAAGAGUGCCAAAGAAUUUUUGAUCUACAGAACAGGGUAUUAUCCUCGAAUGAGGUGUUGUCUACUGAUGACGAUUCAAGUUCUGGAAAUGAAUCCGACUUUGAAGAAAUGGGCAAGAAUCUUGAAAGUAUGCUGGUCAAUAAGAAAACCAGUUCACAGCUAAGUCAUGAGAGAGAAGAAGCAGAGAGACGGGAGCUACACAAGAUGAUGCUGAUGGGUGAGGAUAGUAAAGACAAGGGUAAACAGAAGGAGGAUGAUAUCAAUGCCGCUAACAUGGCUGGCCGAAAAUUAAAGAUCACAAGAACGUUUAGAAAUGAUGAAGGAAAGGAAUACACGAGGACAGAAUGGGUUUUGAAGCCAGCAGUGAUUGACACCUAUGUGAGGAUUCGGGAGAAAAAGGACCCUUCCUUCAUUAAAAAUUUUGCGGCUAUGGAUGAUUCUAUGAAGGAAGACAUGAGGAGGGAGAAAAGGAGACUACAGGAGAGACUCCGGAGGAUAAAGAGAAAUGAAGAGAGGGAAAAAUUUGCUCCACCCCCUAUAAAGAAAAAGAAAAAGCAAGAGCCACUUUCCAUCAAAGCCAGCAAGUUGAAGUGCGGUGCCUGUGGUCAGAUUGGUCACAUGCGGACGAAUAAGGAAUGUCCGAACUACAACAAGGUGGGCAAUGUGGCACCUGUCCAGGUCGCCAUGACACAGGAGGAGGAGGAAGAGGAGGAGAAGAAUCUCCUGGUUGACAAUGACCUUAUUAAUGUGGAGGGCACUAAAAUCAAGUUUUCUAAGAACCUUGUGGAACAUGCUGAACAAGUAAAGAGGAAGUCACUCCUACUGAAGUUCCCGAAGCAGGCGUUCAAACCAGAGAAAAAGAAACGUGUGGGAUCCGUCAUACAUUGUGACUACCUCAAGAAACCAAAGCAGACAUCAAACCGUCGACGUACUGAUCCUAUUGUUACACUGUCCACUGUGUUAGAAUGUGUCCUGAAUGAGAUGAGAGACCAACCUAAUGCACAGCCGUUCCUGUUCCCUGUCAGUACCAAAGAAGUACCAGACUACUACAAGGUGGUCAAAAUCCCCAUGGACCUCCAGACCAUCAGAGAGGGUCUCCGAAAUAAGAAGUACACGUCCAGGGAGACUUUUCUUAUUGAUGUUAACCAGAUUCUCGAGAACAGCAAGAUGUAUAAUGGUGCAAAAAGUGCUUUGACACUGACAGCCCAGCAGUUAUUGAACCUGUGUCUGAAGCGAUUUGCCGAGAAAGAGGACAAACUGAUGAGACUUGAGAAGGCUAUCAAUCCUCUGUUGGAUGACAAUGACCAAGUAGCCUUCACCUUCAUCCUGGAGAACAUUAUUGCUCAGAUGAAAGCAGUAGAAAAUUCCUGGCCAUUCCAUGCUCCUGUCAACAAGAAGUUUGUCAAGGAUUACUACGAAGUCAUUCCAAAUCCAAUGGACCUUGGAACACUCCUCAAGAGAGUCCAAGCUCACAAGUACCAGACAAGGGAAUAUUUCAUGGAUGAUGUUGAGCUUAUCCCAAUCAACUGCAGCAAGUACAAUGGCAAGGAUAGCCCUCUUACAGAAACAGCCUACAGAAUGGCAGAUGUCUGCAGGCAGGCUCUCUCACAGAAUGAGGAACACCUGAUCCAGCUCGAGGCUGACAUCCAUGCUGCUCAGGAGGCGGCUCUAGAGGCAGUGGAGACUGACAGUAUCAUGACAGGCACGUCCGCCAACCCUGAUGACUACAGCUUUUUGGGUAUGGACAAUGAGAGUAUGGAUGAAGGGAACAGUUUGGGGACAUCACGAGAGAACAUCACCAUAGCAGAGGACAACAGCAGUCCAUUAAAACGCUGGGCUGGAGACGACUCCGGCAUGUCUGGAGGGGCAGUGCCAGAGGAGUAUGACUCCGAGUUUGUAGAUGUGGAGGGAGAUGAGGAAGGCGAUAUAGAAGGAGAUGAGGAAAAUGCUGUUGACAUGAAUUUCAGUCAGCAGAGCAGUGAUCAGACAUCAGACCAGGUGAUGAACACCACAGGUGAAGUUGACGAGUCCCUAGCCCAGGACCUACAACUUACACCCGAAAACUCUGACAAUGAGGACCAAGUCUUAGGUAAGGCGAGUGACAGUGAGGAGGAGGGCGACACAAGCAUGGACAUGCAGACCUAUGAGGAUGGACGCCAAUACUAUGAUGGUACCGGUCAGUCCUACAUGGCCGCACCACCUCAGGACAUUGAUGAAAACAGUUUUGAUCCCUCCGACUUCUUUAUGCACAGUUCACUAGCCAGUGAAGCAGCAGCUCAACAUGUGAUGGAAAACAAAAAUGGCCAUGACAUUAACAUGGACCUACAGGUGUCUGAGUCUGAAGAAAGUGACGCAGAGCAGGAAGGAGCAGAGCAGGGAGAAGACCAGUCAAAUGAUGGCUUCGAUAUAGAUGAAUUCCUGCAGUGAUUCAACAAUAUGUGAUACAGACUACUACAUGGGUUAUAGUUUAAUUAAAUUUUGACUACUUUGCUCCAACCGGGCCAGUACAGAAGUUUUCUGUUUCAUAGUCUGUCUGGUGUUUGAUUUAGGGCAAGUUCUUACAGAGACAAAUCCGACACCCAAAUAAACCCUGGUGACAUCUGUACUGUUUUCGUUUAUCAUGGUACAAAUGUUUGGAUUGGUUUGACCAGAGUUGAUAAUGACAGAGGUAGUGAUUUAAUGUUGCUUUGAGAGGAGUCUUGACAAAGACUAUUAAAGGCCUGUAUUAACAUAUGCAGGUCGGUCAAGAUUUAUGCCUGAUUUGUUACAAUUAAAAAUAAAUAAACAGGUCUCAGGGCGUUAACAGCUGCUCAUAUAUUAGUGCUGGAGAACUUAUUAAGGUGAAGCUAUAGGUAUCUUUGUAUGUGAGGGUCCAUGGCUAUCACUAGUGUUUCUCAUUUAGAACAUUGAUCAAGUUGUCAUUUAUUUGAAAACUUUCUCAUUGAAUAUUAUUUAUUUUUAUCUGAAUGUUUUAUUUUGUUAUAACAACUUGGCAGUAAUGGUACAAGUGUCGGAGGCCAUGUGUUUAGUGAGUGGUAAUGUGUGUGUGCGUUAGAGAGAAUGAGUAUGAUAGUUUUUAUCAUUACUGUCCAAUUUAUUCUCAUACAUUUAUCCAUCUUUAUAUUUUGGACCAAUCAUGACAGAUUAUUGCUCCUGUGUCACUUCUUUCUUGAAAACUCUUUGAUGGGGUCAUGUCACUGUAGUCACGACUUCCCUCGUUAUGACAUCAUAAAGGAAAUCAUUGAAAAUGUAACUUAACGCUGAUGACAGCCUGCCUAGAAGAACAAUACAUUUUUUUUAAUGCAGCUAUAUCAUCCAGGACAUUGUAAUUCUUGUAUGUGUGCACAAGUAUGUGUAUGUAAAUGUGAGUGAUUUUCAUUGGUACACCUGUGUAUUUGUAUGCGUGUAUAGUACAUGUGAUGGAGUAUAUGUGUGUAUGAUGUGUAACUACACAUUAUAUGUUGGAAUGUAGAGCUUUACUGCUACAAAAUUAGAUGUUUGAAGACUAGAUGUUUGAAGACUAGAUGUUUUUGAAUGAGAUAUAGAAGGGAUGGUGCCAGGAACCUGGAUGAGGGGUUAGACUCAUCCAUAAACAAAUGUAUGGUGAUUGAAAGCAAAUGUGGAAGGAUUUAAUAAAAGCAAAAUUAAAUUUC
Messenger RNA from Pecten maximus, 7139 nucleotides. Its product is annotated as transcription initiation factor TFIID subunit 1-like. The record is from RefSeq and is a predicted model, not a curated record. Gene Ontology annotation, biological process: transcription by RNA polymerase II; RNA polymerase II preinitiation complex assembly. The transcript is spliced from 43 exons. Gene Ontology annotation, cellular component: transcription factor TFIID complex. Lineage: Eukaryota; Metazoa; Mollusca; Bivalvia; Pectinida; Pectinidae. The coding region runs from base 193 to 5913 and encodes 1906 amino acids. Gene Ontology annotation, molecular function: RNA polymerase II general transcription initiation factor binding; RNA polymerase II general transcription initiation factor activity; histone acetyltransferase activity.